This is a messenger RNA of Drosophila eugracilis, 2849 nucleotides long. It is a transcript of the gene Xpd, whose product is annotated as general transcription and DNA repair factor IIH helicase subunit XPD. The record is from RefSeq and is a predicted model, not a curated record. NCBI's taxonomy places the organism in Eukaryota, Metazoa, Arthropoda, Insecta, Diptera, Drosophilidae. The transcript has 8 exons. Gene Ontology annotation, biological process: positive regulation of mitotic recombination; transcription by RNA polymerase II; nucleotide-excision repair. Gene Ontology annotation, molecular function: hydrolase activity, acting on acid anhydrides, in phosphorus-containing anhydrides; ATP binding; DNA helicase activity. The coding region runs from base 76 to 2385 and encodes 769 amino acids. Gene Ontology annotation, cellular component: nucleus.
UUUUACCGGUACGGGUAACCGGUCACGCUGGUUUUAAAUAAAUAGGAUUGCACAUUAUCCCGAAAAUCAAGGAAAAUGAAGCUUAGUGUGGACGGUCUCCUGGUGUAUUUUCCGUACGAGUACAUCUACCCGGAACAAUAUGCGUAUAUGCUGGAACUGAAGCGAAGCCUGGACGCCAAGGGUCACUGCCUUCUGGAGAUGCCUUCGGGAACUGGCAAAACGGCCACUCUUCUCUCUUUAAUCGUGGCCUACAUGGUGGAGCAUCCGGAGACCAUCCGCAAACUAAUAUAUUGCUCUCGUACCGUUCCGGAGAUUGAAAAAGUAAUCGCCGAGCUUCAGAAUCUGAUGGUUUACUACGAGAGACAUUGCCCAAAUCCGCCGCCCCUCACAGGCCUAGUGCUCAGCUCCAGAAAGAACAUGUGCAUCCAUCCCGAGGUCAGCAAGGAGCGCGAAGGCAAAGCCGUUGACGGAAAGUGUUACGGACUCACUGCCAGCUACAUUCGCGACCGGCACGAGAUGGACAGCGAGACGCCCAUCUGCCAAUACUUCGAGGGAUUCAGCCUGGAGGGAAAAGAGUCUACAUUGCCAGUAGGCGUCUACAGCAUCGAUGAUCUCAAGGAAUACGGUCGAGCGCGCAACUGGUGUCCAUACUUUUUAGCACGCUAUGCAAUUGCCCAUGCUCACAUUGUGGUAUAUAGUUACCACUAUCUGCUAGAUCCAAAGAUAGCUCAGGUGGUGUCCAAGGAGAUGAGCCGAGAGUCCUGUGUGGUUUUUGAUGAGGCUCACAACAUCGACAAUGUUUGCAUCGAUUCAAUGAGCGUGAAGAUUAAUAGACGCACUGUAGAGCGCAGUACAAACGCUUUAAACCAGCUAACAAAACUGGUUCAAGACAUUCGGGAAGAGGACACAAAUCGUUUGAACGAAGAGUAUCAGCGCAUGGUUCAGGGCUUAAAGGAUGUUAGUGUGCAGCGGGACACGGACAUGAUCCUGGCCAACCCAGUCCUGCCCAAAGAUGUGCUAACAGAGGUGGUUCCGGGAAACAUAAGGAACGCCGAUCACUUUCUAAGCUUUUUGCGCCGCUUCAUUGAGUACAUUAAGACAAGACUGCGGGUCCAUCAUGUCGUCCAGGAAUCACCUGCCGGCUUUCUUAAAGAUAUAUCCUCCAAAAUAUGUAUUGAGCGCAAACCGUUACGGUUUUGUGCUGAGCGCCUCUCAAGCUUGCUGCGUACACUUGAAAUAAGUGAUUUGACCGAGUACGGAGCCCUUACUCUCAUCACACACUUUGCCACGCUGGUGUCCACCUACACGAAGGGGUUCACCAUUAUUAUUGAACCCUUCGACGACAAAACGCCCACUGUAUCAAAUCCCAUUUUGCACUUUAGUUGCUUAGACUCGUCUAUUGCCAUGGCUCCAAUAUUUUCGAGAUUUCAAACAGUGGUCAUUACCUCAGGCACAUUAUCACCCAUGGACAUGUAUCCAAAAAUACUGGACUUUGAUCCUGUGGUCAUGAGCAGCUUUACCAUGACACUGGCCCGACCAUGUCUUCUUCCUAUGAUUGUUUCUAAGGGCAACGACCAGGUUACCAUUUCAUCCAAAUUUGAGACUCGAGAGGAUACUGCAGUGAUCCGUAACUAUGGCCAGCUGUUGGUGGAGGUGGCGAAGACAGUACCCGAUGGCAUAGUGUGCUUCUUUACCUCUUAUUUAUACUUGGAGUCUGUGGUGGCCUCCUGGUAUGAUCAGGGAAUCGUUGACACCUUGCUGCGCUACAAGUUACUAUUUAUCGAAACUCAGGACAAUGCCGAAACAAGCUACGCCCUGAUGAACUAUGUUAAGGCCUGUGAUUGUGGUCGUGGAGCUGUGUUGCUGGCUGUGGCUCGUGGCAAGGUCUCGGAGGGUGUGGAUUUCGACCAUCACUAUGGUCGCGCGGUGCUCAUGUUCGGUAUCCCUUAUGUGUACACGCAGUCUCGGAUUCUGAAGGCCCGUCUGGAUUACUUACGGGAUCAGUUUCAGAUACGUGAAAACGACUUCUUGACCUUCGACGCCAUGCGGCAUGCAGCACAGUGCGUAGGUCGAGCGCUGCGCGGGAAGACGGACUACGGAAUCAUGAUCUUUGCGGACAAACGGUUCUCGCGAAACGACAAGCGAUCGCGUUUGCCUAAAUGGAUUCAGGAGCAUUUGGUGGACAGUUUUUGUAACCUAAGUACGGAAGAAGCCGUGCAGCUGGCUCGCCGUUGGCUAAAGCGCAUGGCGCAACCGUUUACCCGAGAGGACCAGCUGGGCAUCUCUCUUCUGACCCUCGCCCAACUGGAAAACGCUGAGCAGGAGAAGCUGGAACGGCAGGCCCAGGGCAAACAGGGCGUUGGCGGCGAGGUGCAGGAGUUGUGAGAUGUGGGAGGUGCUCAGCCAACCGGCUCUUUGUCCGACUGCCUUCCGGGAAUAACUCAAGCUGUUGUGCCGUCAGCUAAUGACAUUGAAUGCCAUUAAAAGCGAAUCACAACGGCAUUGCUGGAAAAUUUAAAAGUAAAAUUUUUUUUGGCUGCCAUGCAAAUCGGACGUAAAUGUCCAAUUAAUGGCUAAUUAAUAUUAUUUAUAAUUUCGCAGGCAUGACUAAGUGACCGCUCAAGGCGGCGAAAGGGCGCAAGCGCAGCUCGAGUUUUGCUCUUUCAGCUGUAUUCGUAUCUAUGUAUAUCUGUGAUUAUAUCCGGAUUAGUUGGGCUGCACAUUUGGAAAUAAGUGUACUUUGUGGACUGCACUAUUUGUUAUUGCAAUCUCGAUCUACACCAGAAAUCAAAGUAAAGAAAAUGUUAAAUAAAAUAAAAUAUUUUAUGAUUAAAUGAUUUGGUAAACAA